Phasianus colchicus (ring-necked pheasant) is the source of this 1728-nucleotide messenger RNA. RefSeq names its product V-set domain containing T cell activation inhibitor 1 (gene VTCN1). Gene Ontology annotation, molecular function: signaling receptor binding. The record is from RefSeq and is a predicted model, not a curated record. NCBI's taxonomy places the organism in Eukaryota, Metazoa, Chordata, Aves, Galliformes, Phasianidae. Gene Ontology annotation, cellular component: external side of plasma membrane. Gene Ontology annotation, biological process: T cell receptor signaling pathway; regulation of cytokine production.
GAUAAGUGUGGAUCAGCCUGUGCUGAUCAGGGUUUGACGCCGUGUUAGUAGGAAUUGUCCCAGCACCCAGAGCCCCAAAGCCAAACAUGCAGAAAAUCCUGAAGAUCCCGUGCUCCCUCUCACAGAUGGAAAGUGUCUUCAAAUCUGGGACUGGCCUGAUCUCUCUCUGCGUUUCAUGCCACCAUGCUUUCUCCUUGCAGGCAAGCGCUCCAUCAACGUCACCGCCUUGACAUCACCUGGGAACAUUGGCCAGAGCGGCCUCCUGGGCUGCACCUUUGAGCCUGAUAUCUGGAUGGGCAGCAUAGUGAUUCGGUGGGCAAAAGUUGGAGUGGCCGGAUUGGUUCAUGAGUUCAGAGGAGGGAAGGACCACCUGCAAGAGCAAGACGUGGUGUUUCAGGGCCGCACAGCCGUUUUUGCAGACCAGGUAAUCGGUGGAAACGCUUCCCUGGAGCUGAGAGAUGUGCAGCUGUCUGACGCUGGUACCUACAGGUGCUCCAUCACCACAUCCCGAGGGAGUGGAGCGGCAGUGCUGCGGUACCAGACGGGAGCCUUCAGCAUCCCCAGGGUCCAUGUGCAGACCAGUAGCAGUGGGGACACAUUGCACUGCGAAGCGCCGCGCUGGUUCCCUCAGCCCACCGUGCACUGGACAGCAUACAGCAAUGCUGGGAAGUGCCUGCCUCAUGCUGCCGACACCAGCUAUGAGCUGAACUCUGAGAAUAUCACUGUGAAAGUGGUUUCUUUCCUGCGCAACAUUACAGCCAACGCCACAUACACCUGUGUGAUUGAAAACGGCAUUGCCAAGGCUACAGGGAACAUCAAAGUGACAGAUUUCAACAUUACAAGGGAGACCAGCUUGCACAUGGUGAACCUGAACACGGAGUCAGUGUCUUCCUCCCUUCCAGCCUGUCAUUGGAUGCUCCUGCUUCCCAUGUGUCUGCUGUCACUAUAGAACAUCUGGAAACGCUGUUGGACGAGGAGGUAAGCUUCAAAAGAGAAACUGAUAAGCAUACACCCUAUAUAGAGGCUAUGAAUCUCUAAUACAGUUCACUUCUGCAAGGCCAUGUUGACAUCUUCCUCUACCCCCUGAGAAGUAGCACAAGCCAUGCUUGCACUCACUUUACUCAGAUAAUCCUACUGCAGUGCGUGGUACCUUCAGUAAACGCUACCUACUGGGCACACCUUGAACAGGGCUAUGAGGAGCUGCCAGCCUGAGCAAUCCUACCUAGAUUGAGGAGUGCUGGGGCCAUCACAAAGCGUAACAGCCUGCAGGAUUCAUCAGUUUUGGAUGUGGGGCUCGAGAGGUAAAUUGAUGAUGGAGAGCCACCAAAAAAAUUUAAAAAAUAAAUCAGCUAAAAUGAACACUUCUGUCCUUCCACGCAGAACAGUCACUACCGAUACAGAUAGAUGGCAGGGCAUACUUCGUGCUCUCCUCCUUCUUGAGCUGAGAGGCAGGCAGUGCCACAAAAUGAAGCCAGUUAUUCCUUUGUAUUUCUUGUCCCUGCCAACAACAGGAUAUUUUGAUUUCAGAAAGAAAUUAAUUGUGGCAGCACAGAUGAUUAAAUAAUGAGGAGGAAAAGAGGGAGAUUAGCACUACUGGAAAGUUCCAAUUCAGAAUUAAACCCAGUUCUUCAACAGUUUCAACUACACAGGAAAAAUCUGCCUUAUUGUUUUUAAAUAAGUCUCUUAUCUGGAACUUCCUACCUACUGCUAUAGUAUUGUCUGUAACAG